Messenger RNA from Perca fluviatilis (European perch), 5512 nucleotides. RefSeq lists its product as uncharacterized. Gene Ontology annotation, biological process: regulation of transcription by RNA polymerase II; regulation of telomere maintenance via telomere lengthening; telomere capping. The record is from RefSeq and is a predicted model, not a curated record. Gene Ontology annotation, cellular component: shelterin complex. Gene Ontology annotation, molecular function: telomeric repeat DNA binding; RNA polymerase II cis-regulatory region sequence-specific DNA binding; DNA-binding transcription factor activity. Bases 110 to 3847 code for a protein of 1245 amino acids. The transcript has 13 exons. Lineage: Eukaryota; Metazoa; Chordata; Actinopteri; Perciformes; Percidae.
UUAUAAGUCACGCCCCCCACGGCGCGCCAUCUGUAGAAGCCAUGCCGUCUGUUUUAGCAAAACAUUGACUACUUGAAUAAUUACUUUGACUACGCGAAUUACUACCAGAAUGGACGGAAUGCUGAACUCUGAAAAGUGGACUGAUGCGGAGGUGCAGGCGCUGCUGGCCAUGUACGCCAACGAGGAGGUGCAGAGGGACCUGGAAGGAUCCACAAGAAACAUUAAAAUCUUCGGGAAGAUCUCCAGUGAGCUAGCGCAAAUGGGAGUUUACCACACGGUCAAGCAGUGCAGAGAGAAGGUGAAGAAGCUGAAACAAGACUACAAGAAGAUAAAGGACCACAACAACCAGGGCGGUGCGAAUCGCAAAACGAGCAAGUGGUACGCCACACUGGACGGUAUUCUUGGCCACCGUCCAGCAUACUCUGGCAACGCCGCCAGGAAGGACUCUGCCACCGGGUUCUUGGAGACGAUCGUCGGCUCCGAGUACACUCCACCGUCGGAUGAGAGUCUUCAAGAAAUGUGGGCGCGCCACACCGUUCCGUGGACGGUCAACGAGGUGCAGACUUUCCUCGGCAUCAUGGGUGAAGAGGAAAUACAACAAGAGCUGGAUGGAUCAGCGAGGAAUAAAGCGGUUUUUCAGCUCGUUUCUCGUCGCAUGGCUGCCCACGGUUUUCAUCGCACGUCCGAGCAAUGCAGGAUAAAAAGUAAAAAGCUCCGGAGCGACUACAGGAGAAUCAGGGACCACAACAGUCAGGGUGGUGUAAAUAGGAAAAGCUGGAGAUGGUUCGACAUGAUGGACGCCAUCUACGGCCACAGGCAGGCGAGCAUUGGAAGAGAGGGGGACAUCGACUCGGCCACGGCUUUGCUGGAGUCCAUGGUGCAGGCGCACGAUUCCACCACUACGACUAACAUUCCUGUAAGCUACAACAUCACCAUCAUCCCCUGCCCUCCACCAGCCCAAACACCUUGCCCCACAGAGGACUCGCAAGACCCAGAUUCCUACUCCAUGCAAGUAGAAGAUGUUGGCAUCCCGUGUAACAGUACAACAGUGACUCUCUCUGCACUGGAAAUGUCCGACAAAGAUAAGGCCUUGCACUUCUGGUCAAGUGAUGAGGUCCAAGCACUGUUGACACUUUGGGGAAAUCCCGCUGUUCAAGAAGAGCUUCUCCUCAACGUGAGGAAUAAUAAAGUUUACACUUGCCUCAGUACUAAACUAGCGGCGCUUGGAUUCAAUAAGACACCACAGAAGUGCAGGGAGAAAAUCAAAAAACUGAAGCAGGAGUACAAGAGAAUCAAAAACAGUCAGCCCAACAGCAGCCGUAGAAGUGUAUGGUUUGCCAUCAUGGAUGACAUCCUCAGUUCCACGGCUGCAGCACCAAGAUGUUCAGAAACAACUGAGCCCUCGCUGCUCAGUCAGUCACAGUCUGCCCUGGAUGUAGAUACCGAUGAUGACACCCAGUGGUUGCCUGAUGAAGUCCAAGUUCUGAUGACCCUCUGGGCACAACCAAACAUCCAGAAACAGCUUCUCAACACAGCAACAGUCGAUCAGGUCUUUGUAUACCUCAGCAGCGAACUCACGUUUGUGGGGUUCAACAAGACCCCACAUCAGUGCCGUCUUAAAGUGAAUAACCUUAAGGAGGAGUACAGGAGAAUCAAGGAAUUGGAACCGUACAGGGACGUUCGAAACGACUGGUUUGUUAUUUUGGAUGGCGUCCUUGGCCCUGGUGGAGAGACUUCUACAGAGGUGGAUUCAUCUGCUCCGCUGACGCAACCUAAUUCACCAGAAGUCGAGCAUGUGAAUGAUAUGUCGCGGGCUGUUUGGACGUCAGAUGAAAUCAAAGUGCUGCUCACCCGAUGGGCAGAGGACAGCAUCCAGGAGCAGCUUAGAUCAACUCAGAGAAACGAGAGAGUGUUCGCUCAGCUGAGCUCCGAGCUCGCCACUCAGGGCUUUGAUAAAACCACCAGCCAAUGCAGGUCCAAAAUAAAAUUGCUGAAACGAAAGUACAGAAAGACUAAGGAACAGAAGGAAUCUAAAAGGACGAAAGGCAGAUGGUUUGCCAUCAUGGAUAAAAUCCUUGGUCGUUGUAAACCAGUGUCUGAGACUGAACAAGAAGCUGAAGUCAUGGAUUCAGCCCCUACAUUUCUACAGAUAUCACAGCAAGACCUUUCUGAAACAGUAGAAGACUUGGGUUGCCGCCUGUCCGUCUCCUCAUUGUGUCUCCUGGUUCCAACCCUGCGUCUGAUGUGUGCCUUUGCCUGGCGAGUGAUCCAGUGUUGUAAUGUCCUACAUUAUGGAAAGGUGGAGGAGCUGGUGAGGUUGGUGACGGAGCUGGCUCCAGAGUUGCUGACGCCCAGAGAGAGAGUGCAGCUCCUGCUCAGACUAAGGGCAAGGGUGGUGUUGGAUUUGUGUCGCAGUGAGAGCACAGCUAACCUCGUGUAUAUCCAGCCCCACCUGACGGUCAUUCAAAACCUAACAACGGGCUCCACUUGUGAUCAGGAGGAAUUGGAAAAUUCUAAGUCAAACUUUGUGGAAGUUGUUCAUACCCUGCUCGAGGACACGGAGAAGAGAAAUGUGUUUUUCAAGGAGGUCUUCCACAUCCACUAUGGCCAGCAGUAUGAGGCCACAUUGCACACAUUGGUAUGGAAAUUCAUCUCAAGACUGGAUAAUCUUUUGCCUGUACCAGAUAUCAAACAGACUGCUGAGUGGCUCGGCACGGCCCCCUCUGUCAUGGAAGAAUGUGGCCAGCUGGUUUUGGAACCAGAGCAGCUGAAGGCGCUACUGCACUUCCACCAGCAACAGUCAGGAAGCACAAACAAACGCUACUCUCAAACUCAGAAUAUGUUUUUGCCGAGGCUGUCUUUUCCUCACGAACCAAACUCGAGGCAACUCUCUUCAGAGCAACAGGCAUCGUCUACAGGCGACACAGAUGAUGGACCGUCUGAUUAUAGCGAGGAAAACCAAAGUGAUGAUGAACUGGCUCUGGAGGACCGUAGCAAAGGAGAUGAAGUCCUAGAGUUGACAGAAGAGUUGAAAGAAGAACAAAGCGAUGACCUAACCGCAGCAAACUGCUCAAAUUUAAACAAUCAUAUGCCUUUAGGACUGCACACCUGCUCUUUGUGUCCCUACUCUGACGGCCAAGUGUCAGGUCUUCUGCAGCACAUCAGAAAGGCCCAUCUGAGUCCGGAUCCCAGCCGACUGCAGUCCAAAGAACCUAGGACAGCCACUGUCCUUCAGAAAGUAGACCCUGAAACAUGCACUCCUGAGACGCUGCCCUUCCACUGCGACAAGUGUGAGAAGAAGUACUCCACGAGGGCGUCUCUGAAUGUGCACCGCCGGAUUCACACGGGCGAGACGCCAUAUUUGUGUUCGCACUGUGGCCGGGGCUUUAGAACUUCAAAUGGCCUCGAUUUUCACGUUCGCAUACACACGGGAGACCGGCGCUAUAAAUGUCCCAUUUGUGGGAAGACUUCGAUCCAGCACAUGAUGAGACACAUGCGGAUGCACAGAGGGGAAAAGAACUUCCUGUGUACAGAAUGUGGGAAAGCUUUUCUCUCCUCUGGGGAGUUAAAGCUCCACACGAGGUCUCACACGGGCGAGCGCCCGUACACAUGCAAAGACUGCGGGAGAGGUUUCACAGCAAAGUGCCUAUUGACGGUCCACAUGCGCCGUCAUACAGGAGAGAGUCCUUAUAGGUGUUCACUUUGUCCCAAAUCCUUUAAGACUUCGAGAAUGCGGAAAAGGCACAUGAUGAUCCACUCAAACAACAAGUCUUUCCAGUGUUUAAAGUGCGGUAAAAUCUUCAGGCAUGAAGACACUUUUAAAAUGCAUGUUCAGACACACGAUUGAAAGUAGUAGCUGGUGUUUUUAUACAACAAUUGUAAAAUAUUUGUAUGUCAUUCUGGUUUAAACAGUGCAACUUUCAGUAUGGCCAAGCAGUCUGAUUUUUUUUUUUUUUAUUAUUAUAGAUAUUUCCAUAUUAUCUGUAAGCCAGUACUGAUCCUGCUUGUAUAUCAGCAAGGCCCUAAUAAUCAAUUUAAAUUUACAUUUACUGCAUAAAAAUAUAGUACCUCCCUUAAUGCAUGAAGGACCAUUAUUUUCUGAAAACUAUACAAAGGCAUUCCAAAAACAUGGCACUUAGUGCACACUUAUUAUUAAGAGUUUGUGUGAGCCACAGAAGUUGUUGCUAUCCAGUUGCAUCAUGGGAAUUGUAGGAUCUAGUGUUUUGGUGGUUUCGCUAAACUCUGAACUAAAAAGUCAGGAUAUCCCACUGCACAGAUUUUGAAUAAUCUUUUUUUUUUUUGUAUGUUUAUUGUGAGUCCCCUUAAGUUAGAGUUAAUUAAAAUGCAUUGCUAAAUCACUGGAGUGCUCCUUUUUUAAAGGUUGCUGCUUGUUUGUCUCCCCAAAAUACACAAUGUCCUCCUGCCAUAUGUGCGACCAUCCUGUGUCUUGUCCCACGGCAGGGGCAGCGUGUCAGGAAGGCCUAUCAAGGGUUCUCCAACCAGAGCUCUUAGCAAUAAUGCCAACACAAAGCCAGAGCAGGCCACGUAGUGGUCCACCCACCGAGAUAAGUAGAAGGUGCCAGAACAGGUGAACAUACCAUGUUGUCACGGCCAGUCCUGCCCCUAUUAUUCCACACAGGAGGAUCGACACGCACACAAGCACACACGCAAGCAGCAAAUGCUCCCAUAAGGGCAAAGAUGCUGAAGGGCAGUUGGCAAGAUCACACCAGACAUUAAGCACAAAUAAUGCAGGGUGUAAUUCUACAGUAUAGUGGCCACAGAGAACACAGUUCUGUUUGUGUUAUUUUCACAUAAAUGCACAAUUCUAACAUUGUAGACUCAUGACAGCUACUCCUUUUGGCCUAGGUUUCUCCUACUCCUAGUACUACCUGGUUCUAGUAUGACAGAAAUGCUUAUUCCAAGAUGGCAAAGACAAUGACAAGAUAGUUAAAUCUAAGUACUGCCAGAUGGUGCUGCUGCCCCAGUGAUGAGUGACGGGCUCCAGCAUAGCAGGUGAUCUUAUUUAUCACAUAAAUUACAGUAUUUCCCCAACCACAAAAUGAUGUCAUUUACCCUUUUUGCAUAAACGUAUAUUGUUACCAUCAUACUCUCUGCACGGGAUUUACUCCUCACUGCCACUGACCCCGACCUCUUACAGUGUCACUUCACUCGCCUCUGGUUUGACCCCUCCCCACCCCCCGGAUCUUAUAGAGCCAGCCACACUGAUUCAGAAAGCCAGCCCACAGUGAGCUCACUGGGUAAGUCUGCUGCUGUUGACAUCCAUAUGACUACAUGGGAUUGUUGAGGGUGCUUAGUCAUUCAAGACAUUUGCUGUAAUGACUUGACCCUGUUUGAAAAGGAGCACAGCUGAAUGGAGCUCAAUGAAUAGAGGAACAUAUGGGCUAACGUAGUGCUGGAAAUAUGAGAAGCAUGAAUGACAUGGAAAACAAAUGACUGUUAGUGUAUGUUAUGUUGAGGUUCACAUGAAUAAAUACCUUAAAAUACAAAUGAA